UCAUUCUAAAAUUGCAUUAACCUAAGAUUUUUCAUACAACUUAUUUUGUAGUAGUAAAAAAAAUAGCCAUUGCAAAAAUGAAUAACUCUUCCCCAAGUUUUGAAUUACCCGGGUUUCGAUUUCAUCCUACAGAAGAAGAAUUACUUGAUUUUUACCUUAAGAACAUGGUUCAUGGCAGAAAAAUGCCUCAUGAUAUUAUUGGGUUUCUUAAUAUUUAUCGUCAUGAUCCUUGGGAUUUGCCAGGGUUAGCAACAAUAGGAGAAAGAGAAUGGUACUUCUUUGUGCCAAGAGACAGGAAGCAUAGCAAUGGAGGAAGACCCAAUAGAACCACGGAACACGGGUUUUGGAAGGCGACGGGUUCGGAUCGAAAGAUUGUAAGCUUAUCGGAGCCUAAACGGGUUAUGGGGUUAAGGAAGACUCUUGUGUUCUAUGAAGGUAGAGCACCAAGAGGUAGCAAGACUGAUUGGAUUAUGAAUGAAUACCGCCUACCUGAUAAUUAUGUUCUAAAUAAUAAGGACAUAGUAUUGUGCAAGAUAUAUAGGAAGGCAACGUCAUUAAAAGAACUUGAACAAAGAGCAGCCAUGGAAGAAGAAAAGUCAGCAAUUGGAUUUACAUCUUAUCCCACAUCUCCAUUAUCCUCAUCAAAUGAUAAUCAUUCUCUUCAAAUUGGUGGUGCUCCAAUUACUAAUGGUCAACUAUUACAAGAUUUGUUUCCACCUAUGUCUACUAAUCAUAUGAUUACUAAUUUGAAGAAAGAAGAGCCUAAUUUUGUGGAAACUAAUUGCAAAAUUGCUGCUGCUGUUACUUCAAGCCCAAUUCAACUACCCUUUGGUAAAGAGAGUUUAGAACUUCAACUUCCGAAAUCGGGCUUGGAGUACUGGGCCCAAGACCCAAUAAACUCAUUAACAUGCAGCCCAUGGCUUGAGAAUUUGUUGAACUUCUCUAGCCCAACAUUAAUUUCCCAAAUUCUAUGAUUUAUAAUCUUGUUUACUUAAUUAGUUUGCUAGAUGUAACUAAUUUGGCCCAACUUUGGCUUUGUUAGUUGAGCCUUUGUUUUCUGUAUGUAUGAUACAAUUAGUAAGUGAGUUCUCUA
Molecule: messenger RNA, 1093 nt
Organism: Beta vulgaris subsp. vulgaris (sugar beet)
Lineage: Eukaryota; Viridiplantae; Streptophyta; Magnoliopsida; Caryophyllales; Amaranthaceae
Product: NAC domain-containing protein 6
Exons: 3
Coding region: 78-974 (298 amino acids)
Biological process (GO): regulation of DNA-templated transcription
Molecular function (GO): DNA binding
Source: RefSeq, a predicted model, not a curated record